GCCGGUACCCAGCGCGAAAAAACACAUCUGUACCGCGCUCCGCGACCGCAAAUCCCGUUAAAUAUACAAAAAUUCAUAUAAAAAAUUCGCAAAUACGUAUAAUAAAAUCGAUUCGGUACGUUAAAUAGUUCGUUUUUGUGCGACUUUUGUGCUGGGAACCAUAUUUCCAGCGGCACAUGGUAGUGAGGCCCGUGAUCCACCGGGCGUAGAGCUUGCCCCCCCGUCCCGCACCGCCCCCGAGGCUGCCACCAGAUGAUCGGCUCAUUCUGGAACCUGUGCCGUGCGUGCCCUUCCAUGCCUGUCGAUAAGCUUCACUCGGAGUACCGCAGCACGUACAGAUGGCACGAGUACAAAGAACAGCAACAGCAGCAGCAGGGCGUCGUCAAGCAGCCCGCGCCCACGCCGCCAUCAGCACUGUCCAUUACCAGGGGUCCGAUGGAGCCGGCGAUACCUCGUCGCAAGAAGUACCCCGGCGUGGCGUACAAGACCAACGAGAUAUUCGAUCCCGCGCCCGCCGACGACAUCCGACCCCAUCCCAACUCCGCCUACGGACGAGCUAGGAGCGUUCAAAGGGAUGACGUGGACCGAGCAGCGCGGCGCAGCAAGUCCGAGGGACCACGUCAGCCACGCUGGACUGACACCGUCGAAUCCAAGGCUACAACAGCGUUGGGCGAGGUGCUGGCGGUCAAGGAGCCCGAGGUGGCUGUGUGCACGGAGUACCGCAACCAGUUCGCCUGGCCCAAGGACUCGGAUACACCACGCAAGAGCAUCUCUAUGGGCGCUCUCAAGAAAGCCGCAGUGGCUGAAGGAUCAGUUGAAGCUGAACCACUGAUGAACCACGUGGACGGCGACCAUGAUGACCACAGAGAAAAACGAUACAUCGAAGAUUAUUUGUGGAACGGCCAAAAGCCCGGAGUCCAAAGAAAAUCGACGUUCCGUAGCGCGCUAUCGGCCCUCAUAUACAACGGGGAGGAUCGUUCCAAAGAUAAUAGGAAACGUUACAAAAGCGAGUACAAAAAGAAAUUUAGACCGUUCUCUCAGUACGUGUACGAGGCAUCUAAAGGGACGUUUACGAAAUGCAGGGGGAAAGGGAAGUCGAAUGAGGAAGCGAGCGAGAGGUUGCCCGGGGCGGGGGCUGGGGCGGGGGCGCGUGGGGCCGCGGGCAGCGCGGCGCUGAACGCCGCCGCCGCCGAGGACAGCGCCAGCACGCUGCGCGCCGCCGGCCUGCAGCCGCUCGGCCUCGCGCAGGGCGAUUCCUGGUACCGCGAGGUGCUGGACCUGCGCAAGAGAGCCGGAGAGUACAAGUAUCGCGGCUGGGGAACAGAACUAGCUCCUGAACACAUCACUCAGCUUUACAAUAAGCAAAUCGAGCUCUGGUACCAAGUCUCCCGCCGGUCCUCGCUGUCUGCCCUAUCACUAGCUUCCACCAGUCACAAGGUUCUCCCUCGCGAUGAGAAAGACGGCAAGGAAUCUAGGAACCAUUCUCCUAAGAAGUUCAGGUCGUUCCGUUCAGCGCCGCACCAGUCUAUUCACGCUAAACUGCAAGAGACCAAGGCCCUGGAGAGGUCUCCUCACAAGACAUCGCCCCAGAAGCAGCGCAAGAAACUCCAGGGGCAUAGCUUCGACGAAGGUGCUACUCAAGAAGGCGCUAAGACGGAGUCGUUCAGGUCGCCACGCCGGCGGCCGCGCUCCGCCGACCCUGCGCCCGUCGCCCGCGCUCCGCACUACGAGCCGCGCCCGCACAAGCCACAAGGUUUGCCGUUGGGUAGUAAUAGAGUUAGGUCGACAUCGAGGGGUGGAAGGUCGCCCUCGGCGCCAAGCAAAACUGGGGCUGUGACAGUAAAUGGGACAAAUGGGGCAAUUGAGACACCUAGCCGGGGACGGCGCAGUCGCAGCAUUUCGAAAGUGGGCAUUAAAUUGGAUGAUGAGAUUCCCGCUCACCGUAGCGCGUCCGUCGCUAAGGAUCAUUUCUUCGACGACUCCCCCGUGGUCAAGUCACCACCAGAGCCGACCAGGGUUAAGUCUCCGGAGCAGCUGAACAUGCGGUCUCCCGAUCCGGUCAACUGGACCGUGCCUCUUGACACCGGCAAGACGUUCACCGUCACACAAAACGUCAAAAGCGAUGAGAGCGUAAAGCGCCCUAGCUCUGAGUUUAAAGCUGGCUCCGUGGCCGAAGAGGUUCCAUCCGUGAAGCCGGCAGGUACGACGAACAUCGCCACCGCCUAGACCAUCGGCCAUACACGUUUUAAUGAGUGUGACAAACGACAGUGCGACACUGAACUCUAACACGUUGACUUAAAGUUGAUAUUUAGAAUUCACUGUCGCGCACGACACACGAUCGACACCAGAUUAUAUUAAUGUGUUUUAUAUUAUAUCUAUUGAAUAGUUCAUGAUUAAAUUGUGUUAAUCCAAUAAUUGA
Messenger RNA from Papilio xuthus (Asian swallowtail), 2419 nucleotides. RefSeq lists its product as uncharacterized. Lineage: Eukaryota; Metazoa; Arthropoda; Insecta; Lepidoptera; Papilionidae. The coding region runs from base 253 to 2226 and encodes 657 amino acids. Gene Ontology annotation, biological process: negative regulation of centriole replication. The transcript has 15 exons. The record is from RefSeq and is a predicted model, not a curated record. Gene Ontology annotation, molecular function: microtubule binding.